Messenger RNA from Westerdykella ornata, 1868 nucleotides. RefSeq names its product S-adenosyl-L-methionine-dependent methyltransferase. Gene Ontology annotation, biological process: DNA repair; DNA damage checkpoint signaling; regulation of transcription regulatory region DNA binding. The transcript has a single exon. Lineage: Eukaryota; Fungi; Ascomycota; Dothideomycetes; Pleosporales; Sporormiaceae. Gene Ontology annotation, molecular function: histone H3K79 methyltransferase activity. Bases 128 to 1717 code for a protein of 529 amino acids. The record is from RefSeq and is a predicted model, not a curated record. Gene Ontology annotation, cellular component: nucleus.
CCUCCACCCAACUUGUCCAUCGCUGCCUUGUGCCGCUCAACUGUCAUUCUUUCAACCACCGACUGUGUAUUCACACACCGACAUUCAUUUAGUACUAAACAGUCAACGGAGAACCGUCCUAGAAGUCAUGUUCGGCGCGACCGCGUCGAAACCGAAGAUUCGCACCCGCACUGUCCUUGUCCCAGUCCAGAAACAACCCCUCGCCGGCCCGUCGACCGUUGCGCCGAACGGCAGUCCGAGAAUAACGCCGUCAAACGCCCUGCGCAAGGCUUCAGGGACCCCACCCGCCCAUGCCCGCAGUCUGACGUCGGCGCGCAGCAACAGUAAACUGCGGGCGGGGUCGGAAUCGCAAAGUACGGAUCCGCCCCAGCAGCGUCGCAAACCACGCCUGCAGCAACGGAAGCGCAAGGUAACACCCAGUACGCCGCAGUGGGGGACCAGCGACGAUGAGCCGAGCGACGAUGGGGAUGACGACAAACUGGGAAGUGGGUUGCGCAAGAGGCAGAAGACGAGCUCAAGCAUCGAACCUGCCCGAGUGAAUCGCUGUCUCGAGCCGGAUCUGAAGCGGCGAAUUCGACAUUUCGAUAUUUCGGACAGACAAGAGGGUUCUCCGGUCGCAGAGGGACCAACGGAAGAGACUGAGGGCAAAGUGGAAAAGCUAAGACAUGGGAUGGAUCUCUCCACUGGAGACUGGGCGAAAGACUUCAAACCUGCCUUUCCUGACAAUGAGAAUCUGGUUGUGGAACUCCAAUACCCGUCGCCGUCUCUCCCGGAGAAGUUCGCAACGGUGGUACCUCGCGAUACCAGCAACUACAAUCCUUUGGACGAUAUCUAUUUCAGCAUUGAAGAAAUACUGGCACACUACCUCCCAGCACACAUUGCAGUUCCCCUCCAGUCGGAGACCACAGGCACAGUACGCCUACUCAAGCGCGCCGUUUUCAAACAGUCACCCCAGGACUUCCAAUCCGCUCUUUCUUCAUUCAACACCCUGAUAAGACAACAUUUGCAAGAUGGCAGCAUACAAGAAACGCUCAACGCCAUGCACGCCAUACCUCUAUCGCUUAUCCAACGCAUACUAGCUCAAGUAUACCUCCGAACGGUCAGCCCAUAUGCGCAUCUCCUCCGGCGCGUCGAAUCCAAGCAGACAACAUAUGGCGAACUCCUCCCACCGUUUAUCCACACCAUCUUCGCAAAAACACACCUCUCGUCCACGUCCAUCUUCGUCGACCUAGGCUCAGGCGUUGGAAACGUGGUUCUGCAAUCCGCGCUGCAGACUGGUGCCGAAAGCUGGGGCAUCGAGAUCCUGGAGCGCCCCGCACGGUUUGCGCUCGACCAGGCCGCGGAGUUGCGAGCACGCGCGAAACGGUGGAAUCUCGCGCUAGGGGAAAUGCAUCUUCUUCACGGGUCGUUCCUCGAAAGCCCCGAGAUCGACAAGGUGCUGCAACGAGCGGACGUGGUGCUUGUUAAUAACAAAGUAUUUGACAAUGAGACGAACACGAUUCUGCUUAACAAGUUUCUGGAUCUAAAGCUCGGGGCCUGUGUUGUUAGCCUUGAGAGCUUCUGCGGGGGCGCGGGUGGUGGAGGGGUUGGACAAGGGGGGAGAAAUGAAAAUGCGAUUGCGAGUCUCUUUGAAGAGGAGCGGUUUGAGAGUGGGACGAGUAGGGUGAAUUGGACGGAUGAGAGCGUGGAGUGGUUCUUGGCGAGGAAGGUGAGGUAGGCCCUGGUGUAUGAAGGUAGGUUGGGGAUUAUGGAAACGUUGGGUUUGCAGACGGAUUUCAGCUGGAGAGGGCAAUACCGGCUUUUUUGGGUACGGAAAAGGGUCUCUUCGUCUCAUCUGUAUUUUUGAAUGUCUUUUGGCUGGAGCGGAG